UGAAAACGUACGCUGGUCAUUUAAUUAGGUGUUUAUAAAGUUUUGCAAACAUUUUUUGAAGUGAAAUAAAAAAUGAGUGCUUCAAUUGAAUGGACACUUGGGGCUAUUGAAAAAUUGAUAGACCUAUAUCGCCAAAAACCGGAAUUGUGGGAUCCCAAAGAUAACACAUAUCACAUUAAAACUAAAAAGCAUGAUGCUUGGACCAACAUUUCUUUGGACAUGGGAAUCGAUGUUGAUGCUGUUAAAUCUAAAAUUACUUCAUUAUUGUCUUCAUAUAGAAGAGAAAAAAGAAAAAUGAAAAAAUCGACCGGCACUGGAAAAGAAAAGGACACACCAAAGGACACUCUUAAUACAGAAGAAAUAUACUAUGAAGAAAAUUCGCAAGAUAAUUUGCAACCUUCUGUUGAUGAUACCAAUGAUCAAAGUGAACUACAAAGUGAAAAACAAAGUACUGAGCAAUCUAUUGAAAAUGUCAUUAAAUCCUCCUGUCAAAGCAAUGGAACAAAUACAAUAGCCAAAAGAAAGAUAUUUGUCUACCCAAAGGAAAAUCCUAAACGUAAAAUGGUAACAGAAGACCGUAGAUUGAGUAAAGCAUAUGACAUCAUCGAUAGCAUUUCAAGCGAACCUGCGUCCAGUCGCGAUGAAUGCUCAGUAUAUGGAGAGCAUGUCGCUAAUAAGCUGCGAAAAUUAAAUGAAAGAAGUAGAGCUAUCCUUAUCCAUAAAAUCAAUAACUUGAUCUUUGAAGCUGAGAUGGAAACGUUCAAUGAGCUGCACAGGUUGGCUCAAUUUUCCACGAGCCUAUUUUCUAGUUUAGUCAAAAGGUUUUGCAGCAUUGAAUCGAUAUCCCCUGCACCGGUAAAAAAUGAAAUUAUCCGGAUCCUCGCCUUCUUCAAUCAGUGCUUGGCGAAGCCGCCCCUGUAA
Acanthoscelides obtectus is the source of this 921-nucleotide messenger RNA. Lineage: Eukaryota; Metazoa; Arthropoda; Insecta; Coleoptera; Chrysomelidae. The record is from the annotation of a GenBank genome assembly.